Messenger RNA from Stegostoma tigrinum, 7859 nucleotides. RefSeq names its product specifically androgen-regulated gene protein-like. Lineage: Eukaryota; Metazoa; Chordata; Chondrichthyes; Orectolobiformes; Stegostomatidae. The coding region runs from base 771 to 2513 and encodes 580 amino acids. The record is from RefSeq and is a predicted model, not a curated record. The transcript is spliced from 4 exons.
GGGAUGCGAUCGACAGGUUCAGUUUAAGAAAAAUGAAGGAAUCUGAUUUGUCACCAUGUGCAGAGAUUCGAGAGGGCUGGUUUGUUUAUUGCAGGUAGAAAGCCAAAGUUCAUUGGCUGGCAUGGAAGGGUGCAUCUCUAAAACCGUAAAGGGAAGGAUUAAGCAAAGAAGUUAACGAGCAGACGCACUAAAACACAGUAAUUUACCGGAAGCACCAGUGAGAGCGUGUUUAAUUUGUUUUGAACUGUCCGUGAGCGCUGUCCAAACGUAGUUGGUUGUGUUCAAGUGAAUGAAUAAUUAAACCGGGAGGCUCUUUCAACGUCAUUUAAAGCGCAAAAGAAAACGGCUGGUUGAAGUUCUCUUGACUCGGAUCUAAAUGAAAGUACGCUCGUGGUCAGGAUAAAUCUGGUAGCAGUGAGGGCACAGCAUUGUCCGGUGGAGAGGCCAGAGAUUUCGCUGCAAAUCAGCGCGCUGGCAAACGCCUUUAAGGCGUCGGUUAAGUGUCUCCCAGUCUGGACUGUGCAGCGAAUUCGUGUCUGCUCGAGGACACAAACUUUCCGCUUAUCUUGAUCCAGGCUGAUUGGAAAAUCUGGGAGAACCCUUCGCUGGAUUGUAGGUGAACGAGCUGAUUGUUUCAGGGGAACGUUGCUUUUCUAUUCACUUGAGCAAAUUCCGGAAAGUGUUGUACCCAAGUCACUAUUGGCUUUUUCUGGUUCUUAUUCACUGUACACUCUUGCCUGAACUGAUCCAACUAAGAAGGCCCUAGUGCGAUGCCCACAGGUGAUACGUGGAUUGGACAAUUUCCCAUGGAUUCCAUGCCCAGUGUCAGUUUUGUUGGAAGCUGCAACAAUGUAAUGAGCACUAACUCUGCUUUUAGCGAUGAGUACUUGGACUAUCUUUCAGCAGAAGAGAGGGAAUGUCUCAUGUUUCUUGAAGAAACAAUUGACGCAUUAGAUAUUGAAGACAAUGGGGUAUCUACUGAAGAAUUGGAGCAAACUGAACAUUCCAGUAGAACUGCAAAUACAUUAGAAAGACCUACGCUGUCACAUCCUGAAUUAGGAGAUCGUCAAAUUACAGAACCCGAUGGAAAAAUCCCAAGAGAAGUUUCAGCAAACAAGAGCAACAGCACUGAAUUCAUCUCCCCAAAGGUGGUGCAGGAAAAUUCUGGAGCACAUAAAUUCCCCCGGGCAGUUUCACCACACAGCAAUAAAAAUUGUACUGAUUCCACAUCCUCACAGAUGGUGCGAGCUAAAACUGGAGCAAAUACCCUGCCUAAAUAUACCCAAAAACCUAGUGCUGAAAGCAAAAGCAUGGUAUCCAAUCAGAUAUCUGAAUCCAGCAGAAACCCCAUUCUUUCUGAAGAUACAAGACGAAGAUCCAAUAGUGCAAUAGUUCAGCAUGAAUUGGUGGAAACUAAAGAGGAAAAGACCAAGUUAGGACCUCCCACAGCCCCAAAACCCCGGAAACUGCCAUCCAAUAUCAUAUUGAAAAGCUUCCAGAAGAAUGAUAAUCCAAUGGUACCUAAUACAAACUCUCAGAGUAGCUUUAAGGUUCCAAAAGGUGCCUCACGAAACAAUGGAUAUAAUUUGUCUCGGGACAACAGCACUGAUGAAGAAGUAAAACAAGCAAGAAUGCAAGCCUUAAGCAAGUUAGGAUUGCUGUCAGAGCCAGAUGGCCAGAAAAACAGUUCAGCAAGUCCUCCAAGUCUGAAAACAGAGGGGACAUCUAUCAGUCAGACAGUCACAGCAAGUAAUGAAACUAAAAGGAGCCAACCAAAGAUGCCAGCGAGAAACACAAACAGCCUGAAGCGUCCAACUGGAAUUGGGCCUCCUUUAAUCCAUUCAGCGGUUGCUGCUGUUGAUCCUGGCAUGAAUGGCAAUGCAAAUAAAAUGUCAAGUGUGACUGUGGGGAAUGCAAAUAAAGUGCAAUGGCAGUUGAGUUCCAUGAAUUCGAGUAAUUUAAAAAGGUUUACAGCCAGCGGAAAUGCUCCUCCAACCAUGAGCUUAGGUCCUACCCGAAACAGCAUGCCAACUACCACAGCCCUUAACCCUGGCAUGAGCAACACGCUCCCUAUUGCAAGAAGACCAGCAAAUGCAAGUGAGGGAGAAGUAAAAAAUAUAAAUGCAGCGCAGUGGCAGUUUGGCGCCACAAAGGCGAGUAGCUUAAAGCGGUUUGGAACAGCUAGUGACAACAACCAGCCCAGCUUGUAUUCUGGUGUUGCUCAAACGACUUCGAUGGGUGCUGCGUCCACAUUUGCUGAGAACACAAGCAGUAGGCCCAGACCUGUGUCAAUUUGCUCUGAGAAGGAUUUGUCAGUCAAGCAUGGAUCUACAUUAGAAGUUGUAUCAUCCACUAAACCAGGGAGGAAGUCUUUUCCAAUAACAAUAAACCAUAUUUCGGCCAAAUUUCAGAGGUCUCCGCCAAAGGCACUUAACGUGCAAGUUGCUCCGCUGGGACCAACCAGUAAAGACCAUAGAGAAGCACUGAGAAAACUUGGCCUUCUGAAAGAAUAGAAAGGAGUUUAAAAGGCUGCACAGGAUCCCAUCGACUAGAGAGAGUUCGGUCAACAUGCUGGGGGGAAAAAAAACUUAUCUAAAAUGGGCAAUAACUUGCUGCCACAUGAAGCCAUAGAGUCGUUGCAAUCUCCAGCAUGGGAAUGAAGCUGUAGAAUUAACGUGGUUAAAGACAUAAAUUUAAAACAUGCUGUUUUAUUUUGUGUAUUUAGUUAAAUUAAUAUAACUACUGCAGUUUUUCCAUCUUUUGAAAUACAAGGCAUUUCCUGCCUGUUCACCUUGAUUCAUUUUGAGGAAUAUGACUGCCAAAGGCUUGGCAAAUGCGAGAUGACUUUGUUUUUCAAUGUGUGCGCCCAGGGCUGGACUCUUGUCCAAUGGUUGAAACCAAUAACUGAGACUUAAUUAGAGAUUCUGUUAACUCUCUUAUUAGAAGCAGACCUAUUAUUGUUGUCCAAGUACAACGAAAGACUUCCUUCAAGAAUCUGACUUGCAGUAGAAAUGACUGUGUUAAAAGGAGGACAUUUUGAAAUAAUGAUUUGUAUAGUAUGGCUGUUCAGAGAAUUUUUGGUUUUUAUUGAAAACAUUGUUUUAAUUAUGGCACUGUAAAAGUGUAAUCAUAAGUGCAUUCUGCAUUAUUAUAUGAGUGGAAUGUUCUAUACAGAUACUUUAGGUAUCUCAUCAGAAAAAAACAUUCUAGCUCUGCCCAUUUAUUUCCUGCAUCACUUCACAAUUUUGUAAUUAAUUCCAUAACAUAGCAUUAAAUCUAUUUAAAAAUUGACGAGUUGUAGUUAGUUAUUGUCAUGUGUGAAUGCUAAAUCUAACAUGUAUUAAGACAUUAUUUCAAUAUUUGUAAACAAACUAGUAACUCAUUUACCUGCCAGAACUUUAGAAUUAAAACAUUAAUUUCCAAAACAGUACAAUAGAUCUUCUUGGCAUAGGUUCCAAGUAUAUUGUUUUUAAAUAUUCACUGCUGAUUUUAUGUCAUGUAUUUAAAUUUGGUAAUAAAAUGCUACAGAAUAUUGUUAUGCACUGCCGAAAUUUGCAACAUGUUAAGACAAGGAACACACUGCUUCUGUUUUUUUUCAUAACUCUACUGACUUAUGCAAGCCUUUCUACAGGCCAGCUGCUAAGUGGACAGUAGGCCCUUCCUUUUUUCUUUCAGUGUCUAGUUUCUGUUCUCCUUAGGUCAUUUCCUGUGAACUACUUGACAGGAUGAUAUUUGCCAUAACUGUAAUCUCUUGUCAGCCACCAAGCAAAGAUUGCAUUUGUCUCUUAGAGUUUUUAACUAAAACAAACUGCAAAUUGCCUAAUUCUGAGGGAUAUCAGCUCAUCUGCUGCAAUGCACCGUUGACUACAAACACAUAUAUAUUUAUAGUAAUGCAAUUAAGUUUGUCAUUGGGAAGCUUCUAGCCAUUUGUAUUGGAUAUAUAGAAUAAAGAAAUGAACCAGUUGUGAAUGUACAACUCAUAUUUGAAAUGGAGAUGCCAGAGAAAUGCUUUUAAUUAAAAUUUCAAGAAUUUGUGGGAGGAAUAGAUUUCUUCUAAAAUUAUGAUAGCUUUUCAAUUUGUACUAUAGAAAGUUAGCGCAGUGCUGCAUGCCAACAGUAAAUGUUCACAUUUAGCUAACCAGCUACAAUGCUCAGAGUCCUUCAGUUGUGUUUAUUUUAAGGUAAGAAUAAGACUGUUACAAUUAGCUCUAUGCUCGAAUUAGUGAGGAGAAACUAAGCCAAGACUAGUGGUUACUAUCUAGCAUAUCCCUGAAAGUAUGUAUACAUGCUACAAAUCAAUGGCUGAGCAUCUCGGUCAAUAUUGUACUCUGACUGUCAAAUAGCCUCUAGUGCAGGUGCUGAUGAAGAAUGAACAAAGAUAAUUUAGCUGGGAUUUUGCAGGACAGCAAGAUUGCUAAUUCUGAUUUCACCUGAUGACACUUCUCCAGGCUGUCACCAUUGAUAGCUCAACACUACCAUCUUUAGGAUGCUCAGCCUUCAUUUUUUGUGGAGCAGGCUCUUUAUUCUCUGCUUGUCUCAAACUGCCAAUUUAUUUUUUUCCCCUAUAAAUCAUUACACAAGUGAAUAGAUAAGAUAAAAAUGCACCUUUUAAUUCCUUUCUGAUUUUUUUUUAGUACUGGGUUGCUUGCGUAGGUGCCUGAGAGACUAAUCUUCCAUUCCUAGAGAUUCUAAGAAUGGAACUUGAACAUGAGUGAGGAAAUAAAAUUGUCAAAAAAAUGCAUUUGAAUUAGUUUAAAAUCUGUGCUUCACUACUGCCAUACGCACACGCACACGCAUAUGCAAUCAGUAUAGUAACCAGGAAUCGUGAUGAGAAGAAUCAGGGCAGUCAAUUUUGUACUUCAUUAGCUACAUCUAAUUUGUCUAAACUCAAAGUAUCUAAUGAGCAAUACUUUUAAGGGCUGGAAGGAGGAGGAAUUAGGUGAAAGUUUAGUGAUUCAGCUUUUUUGAUCAUGCAAACAAGGUGGUUUUCUGACAAGAAUCUUCAAUGUUUCAUAAGCCAUAACUUUUGUUUAAAGGGUCUAAAAAUCUCAAGAUUACAAUUGCAAUGUUGACCUUUAUUCAAGGUUGACCAUAAUAAUUCACAAGAAAGGAAAAUGGGGCUUUAUAGAUGAAUGAAUGACAAGUUUCAAUUGUUUUUCAAUGUAGCUUUAUGCAAAAGAAAACAUACUGUGACAAAGGUAUGAUUUUCAAUUUGUUAUUUUGGUAUGAAGUGUAUGUCGUCAUGGAUCAGACGUUUGUUCAAAAUAAAUCCCAAUGGAAGUGUGACAACAUUUGUUUUCGCGUAAACCAUUAGUCAUGUGGUUUCUGUUUACACAAUAUAUUGAUUGAAAUCAUUAUUCAACAAAUGGGGCAUACAAUAUUCCAGUAAUAAUGGGGGAAAAGUGAAAAAUACUUACAGGGCGAUAUAAUUAUUGUAUGAAGAAGAGUAAGUUUCACAAUUUCACUAAAUCAGAGUUAGGAAAUUGACUAUAUCAACCCCCUCAAUAUGAAGCAAAAUGUUAACUUUUGGGGUUGAGCACAUUUUAUAUUCUCAAAUGAUUUUUACAGCAGCAAUAUAAGAAAAUCAUUUCCAAGUGUAAUUUUACCACAAUGAAUAUAGUCAAAUGGUGGUGUGCAGAGAUCAAAUCUAAUGUGAUUAUAAGUGGAAAUUUGCCUAAUACCAAAUAAAUCUCAAAUCUAUUUGGUUUGGUUUCAGUAUUUUUCUAUUUCCCUUCUAGUAUUUUAAGAGCACUUGGAUAUGGGUAAAUGUAAAUAGUAAAUGUUGCCAUUAAACAAGGGUGGAACUAUAACUCAUGAACAGUAAAGCUUGUUGACAGAAGAUAACAUGGUGGAUCUAAUUUCUACAAUGAAUGGCAAGACCUUUGUUUGAACUUGUAAAUUUUCCAUUGAUCCUAUUCAGCGGCUUGCAUGGUUGAAAUUAGUGAGCCUAUUGAUAGCAAAACAAGGGUGGGGCAUCCAACUAUCAACAGUUCAGGCUAUGCAAAAACACUAUAUAUUUAAAGAAGCAGAAUUUCUCAGUCCCACAAACUAGUAGAUGCAGAGGCCAACAGAUUGCAUAAUGGGUAAUUCAAACGGUGGAGGAAAUUAACCAAUCCAGACAGAAAUAGUAUGUAAGAUAACAAGGUGCAAAGCUGGGUGAACACAGCAGGCCAAGCAGCAGGAAAGCUGACGUUGUGGGCCUAGACCAUUCUUCAGAAAAUGACCCUUUUCCAGCAUCUGCAGUUCCUACUAUCUCAGAAACAGUAUGUAAUUGGUUUCUGCACUUGAUAUUUGCUUGUUAUAAACUCAAACUAGGUCUGUGCUUUAGAACACUAUUAAGUGAUUCCUAACUAGUAAAUCUACAGGAAUAAAUUCAAAUUAGUGUGGAAUGAAGAUCUUCCAUGAUACUAUACAACAUCAUAACCUACCAGCUCUUGCCUGACUAUUGGAACCAAUAACUGAGACUUAAUUAGAGAUUCUAUUUACACUCUUACCAGCAGCAGUCCUAUUAUUUUUGUCCAAGUACAGCAAAAUACUUUGGUCUGAAUGUGAUGUGCAGUAGAAAUAACUGUUUCAAACUGUCCUCCUUUUAGAACAAUGCCUUGUGUUGUAUCGUUGUUCAGAGAAUUUUUAGCUUUUAUUGAAAACAUUGUUUUAAUUAUGGCACUACACGUGCAGUGUUAAUAUUCCCAUUUUAGCUGUACUGUAAGCCUAUGCAUGAUUACUGACUUCUGAUUUUUUUUGCUUAAGACAUUUUUCCAAAAUCAUUUAUAUUGACCUAAGCACUUUAAUAUUUGCUUCCCACGACCAAAUUACUUUGUCUUUUGUCUUUUCUCUUGCUAGCAUUUACGACCUUUAAAUGCUCAUAAAUUUAAGUCUGAGAAUUAUUUUUAGGUUCUCUUAAUCUCUGCCAGAAAACACAAUUUUGUCUCUGCUCAUCUCAUUCACAUCUUAUACACUUACGAUUUACAAAUUGAACAUGAGCAGCCCAGCCAUUUAAAGAUGCCACAUCUAUUGAAGCUAAUGAAAAAUAUUUCAGAGCUCAGUAUUUUUGAUGAUGUCAGCCUUGACCCAUUUCCUGCUUCUGCUGCCAUGAGCAGUAAAAUAGCAAAAUCUCCUACUUUUGUGAUUAUCUUAUUGAAAUCCAGCGAAUGUUAUUGCUAAAUAUUUACUUGAUAGCCACAUGCAUACUUAUUUAUUCAGUCAAUUGUUGUCAUGUGAGCAUUACUGACAUGGCUAACAUUUUUCACUCGUAUCUAGUUGUCCAAAUGAAGGUGGCAAUCGUUCUGAAUUGCUGCAGUGCAUGACUUGAAAGAGGGAGUUUCAGGAUUUUGGUCCGGUAAUGAAAGAGAAAUAAUGAUGUACUUCUCAGCCAGGGUGAUGUUUGGCUUGAUGGGGAACAUGUGGAGGAGAUGGUGUCCCUAUGCACCUAAAUUCCUUGCUCUUCUAAGUAGACGAGAUUGUGUGUUUGGAACCUACUGUCAAAGAAGCCGGGGUGAAUUGCUGCAGUGUAUCCUGUAGAUGGUAUACGUAACAACUACAUUGAGUCUGCGGUAGAGGGAAUGAACAUCUAAGCUGAUGCAUGAAUUGUCAGUUGUCCUGUGGUCAAGUGACCACAUGCCCAAGUUAAGUCAGCUGGAGAAAGCGGGCGACCUGACAGAAAAUUGGCCAAAUGAAAUUAAGCAAUAGCAGACACUUAUGCACUAGAGAGAACAGUGGAAAUCGAGGUCAAAGAGGUCACAAAGGUUUGGGGGAACCAGUUGCAGCCAGCUUGAGGGUUAUGUGUUGGAGAAGUUUCAAUGAGACUUUCCGAUAACUUCCAACCAGUGCCUGGCAACAUGCACUUUACACCUUACCAG